Eutrema salsugineum is the source of this 1110-nucleotide messenger RNA. RefSeq names its product cysteine-rich receptor-like protein kinase 25. Gene Ontology annotation, molecular function: protein kinase activity; ATP binding. Lineage: Eukaryota; Viridiplantae; Streptophyta; Magnoliopsida; Brassicales; Brassicaceae. The record is from RefSeq and is a predicted model, not a curated record. Gene Ontology annotation, biological process: protein phosphorylation.
AUGAACAAUGUCUUCAAAGCUAAGAACAAAUUAGGUCUUGAAACCGCAACUGAUUUAUUCUCCGAGAAGAAUCGGCUCGGACACGGCGGAUUUGGCCCUGUCUACAAGGGACUGAUGCCGAGUGGUGAAGAAGUAGCUGUGAAGAAACUAUCGGUGAAUUCUAGACAAGGGUCGAGAGAAUUCACGAACGAGGUUAAGCUUUUGCUUAGGAUUCAACACAAGAACUUGGUUUCGUUGCUGGGUUGUUGCUUCCAUGGUCCCGAGAAGAUGCUGGUUUACGACUAUCUCCCUAACCGGAGUCUUGAUUAUUUUCUAUUUGAUAAAAUAAAUCUCAGUUUAGUUGAUUGGUACAGUCGAUGGCGAAUAAUUAUAGGCGUGGCAAGAGGACUGUUAUAUCUACACGAAGAAGCUCCGAUUCGAAUACUCCACAGAGAUAAAGCCAGCAACAUUCUUCUAGAUAAUGACUUGAACCCGAAAAUCUCUGAUUUCGGUUUGGCCCGGUUGUUCCCAGGCGAUGGCACUCAUACCAAUACUUUUAGAAUCUCUAGGACUUAUGGUUACAUGGCUCCUGAGUAUGCCUUGCACGGGCUUUUAUCUGUCAAAUCAGAUGUUUUCAGCUUUGGAGUCUUGGUUUUGGAGAUAGUCAGCGGAAGAAAGAACCAAAUUCCUCGUCUUGGACCGGAGAUGGCCGAUCUCUUGAGCUAUGCGUGGAAGAUGUACCAAGAAGGCAAAAUUCUGGCAUUGGUGGAUCAAUCUCUAGCAGGAGUAUACAACUGCGACGAAGCAGCCACAUGUUUUAUAAUAGGGUUGCUUUGUUCCCAGCAAAUCACAUCAAAUAGACCGGACAUGAACAUGGUUCAUCAGAUGUUAUCUAGCAAUUUAUUCGAUUUUCCUAGACCGGGUCGUCCUGGAGGUCGUAGAGGAGGCGGUUAUACAAGUACCAGGACCGGUACAGGAGGCGGUUCAAAAUUUUUUGGAUUAACCAGUAGCAAACCAAACAGUUUUAAUAGUAGAAGAAGUAUUGGAGGAGGAGCGCCCGGACAGAAUAGCGUUGUUGAGGAGUACUCGAGGACCUCCAUUACCAUGUCUUCCUUCGCCGAAGGAAGAUGA